AUGCCACCAACCACCCUCUUCGACGCCCUCAUAAUCGGCGCCGGCCCAGCAGGCCUCUCAGCCGCAACUGGUCUCGCGCGCCAACUCCACACCACAGCAGUCUUCAAUUCCUCUGUAUUCCGUAACGGAAAGACAAAACACAUGCACAACGUUGUGGGCUGGGAUCAUUGCGACCCCGCCGAUUUCCGUGCCAAGGCUCGCGAGGAUUUGUUGACGCGAUACGCGCCGACGGUCCAGUUCCAUGACUUUGGUAUUGAAUCGGUCUCAAAGCAAGCCGAUGGGAGGUUUGAGGUGAGGGAUGAGAACGGAGGAGUUUGGAGGGGAAAGAAACUUGUGUUGGCGGUUGGGGUGAAGGAUGUGUUUCCUGAGAUUGAGGGUUAUGUGGAGUGUUGGGGGGAGGUUAUACACCACUGCCUCUUCUGCGAUGGCUACGAAAAGCGCGGCGCAAAAUCAGCGGGUGUCCUGGCAACAGACCUCCUUGACCUCACACCGAGGAUAAUGCACGUCGGCCACAUGGCAAAGAGACUAGUUGAUAAUGUCACCAUAUACACCAAUGGCAACAACGAUCAGGCUUCAACAUUACAAGAAGCGAUAGCAAACGUGGAUGGAUUCAAUGUCGACUCGCGCCCUUUCGCGAGGCUAGAAAAACGUGAAACCGAGGCUGAGCCGAAGAUUAUCAUCCAUUUCAAGGAUGGAAGUCAAACCGAGGAAGCUUUUUUGGCUCACGGACCAAAAUACGUUCUCAACGGCCCCUUUGUAGAACAACUAGGACUCGAGACAAUCGAGAGCGGCGAGAUUAAGGUAUCCCCCAUGUUCAAUGAGACUUCGAUGCCGGGAGUUUUUGCCGUUGGCGAUUGCGCUACUCCUAUGAAGGCAGUGACGCCGGCUAUGUACAUGGGAUCAGGAGCUGCGGUGGCGAUUGUGAUGCAACUUCAGGGGAAGUAG
Messenger RNA from Talaromyces marneffei, 945 nucleotides. RefSeq lists its product as uncharacterized. The transcript has 3 exons. The record is from RefSeq and is a predicted model, not a curated record. The coding region runs from base 1 to 945 and encodes 314 amino acids. NCBI's taxonomy places the organism in Eukaryota, Fungi, Ascomycota, Eurotiomycetes, Eurotiales, Trichocomaceae. Gene Ontology annotation, molecular function: oxidoreductase activity.